Messenger RNA from Aspergillus affinis, 1329 nucleotides. RefSeq lists its product as uncharacterized. Lineage: Eukaryota; Fungi; Ascomycota; Eurotiomycetes; Eurotiales; Aspergillaceae. The record is from RefSeq and is a predicted model, not a curated record. The coding region runs from base 1 to 1329 and encodes 442 amino acids. The transcript is spliced from 2 exons.
AUGUCUUCCUCCGAAUUACGCUCGUCUGAAGAUCAGGAACCAUCGCCCACAGAGAGUUUUAUAUCAUUACAAGAAACUGAACCACCGAAAGCCCCUCAAAUUUCACGACUCCCGACAGAAGACAUAACUGAUCAUUCAUCUGGGCUUUUUACUCCCAGUAGUAAUGCAACAAGUUCGGCACACCGCAGACCCAGAUCUAGGUUUCUGGAACGCCGUGACUUGGAGCUCAUGGCCGAGGAGAUGGAAAAGGCGUAUGGCCCCGGAAUCAUCUUCGAAUCGCAGACCAGUCCUCCGAGCGAUAAAACGCCACCUGAUCCCUUUGAGCCGACAUUUCCAGCACCCAGGAAACUUCUAGUAGACUCUGUGGAAGACUCACUCCUUGGGAUUGGUGAUGUGUUCGGCUCCAUGGCUCACCGGAACAGGAAAAGGCCACUGAAAUUAGAAUCAACGACCAUGGAGUCUUCAGUAUCACUACUGGACGAUUUAGCCAACAGCCCCCCUUGGCAGCUCCCUCCGUUGGAAACUGGUCGUGACAUGCUCCAAGAGGAGCUUGAUGAUAUACUAGCGCGUUGUCGACGCAGUGGGGGACCCAAACAAGGCGAGCUUGCUGGGACUGAAAGUAUUUCUCUUCGCACUCUGCCUUCGCGUAAGGGUCCACGCCAACAUGCUUCAGGAGGCGACAGCAAAGCAGGCUUUUCAGGUGGUCAAGGCCGGGCAUACCCACCACAAGACGAAGACGAAGAUCAGUCAUGCGAGCCAGGUCCAUCAGGUACCCGACGCCAGCCUCCACCAUCAGGCGGAGACGAAUUAGACCUGCCAGAUGACAAAACCCGGCGAAAUUCACCAAAAAUCAAAGAGAAAGCAGACCAGCCCGACGAAGAAAGUCAAAAAAACCUCCUAACGGACGGAGAGAAGGUAUCAGUUGAAGAAAAGCGGCCAGAAUCGCUUGCGGCCAAAGAGGAAGUCGAUAAACCAAAAGCAGAAUGCCAGACAAGUCCACGAACGGAUGAAGAUGAAAUCACUCCUGUCCCUCCUUCGGCUACUACUUCCUCCGACCCCAAAAUCUCUGACAUACCCUCUAAUAAGCCCUUUGACAAAACCUUUGACGAAAUUUUCGACCAGAAUCCCCCUCCCCGCCCUGUGACCCGACGUGGAUUCCGUGGGGCUAUGAGAGAUUGGCGCGACGAUCUCAGACAGCACCGCCGGGUAGUUACUCGGUUCUUUCAUAAAAGGCAGCCCGACGACUCGUCUGGUUCUGGGGGAAAACCACCUAAAUUUAGGAAGAAAGGGAAAGAGGAUGAUAGCAAGGGUUCAGGAGCCGCAGCAUGA